Molecule: messenger RNA, 972 nt
Organism: Sclerotinia borealis F-4128
Lineage: Eukaryota; Fungi; Ascomycota; Leotiomycetes; Helotiales; Sclerotiniaceae
Source: the annotation of a GenBank genome assembly
AUGGGGUCCGCACUCAACCAAAUGUUUCCUCCUUCUCCCACUUUCACGGAUAAAACUUUGCAUAAUCAAGCUGGAAAGGUUUUUAUCAUUACUGGUGGAAGUUCGGGAGUUGGUCGGGAGCUCGCUGAGAUUCUUUUUCGAGCAGGGGGCAAGGUCUACAUAGCCGCACGAUCGGAAGUUAACGCCAAGAAGACAAUCGAUGAUAUCAAAUCUUCGUCUAUUUCGUCAAAUGUGGGAGAGCUAGAAUUUCUACACCUUGAACUCGAUGAUUUAAGCACAAUCAAAGCAUCGACUGACGCUUUCAUGAAGAAGGAAUCAAAGCUCGACGUUUUGUGGAACAAUGCUGCUGUAUCACUGCCUCCACUUGGAAGUGUUUCAAGGCAGGGCUACGAGCUUAUGAUGGCCACCAACUGUCUGGGUCCUCUACUCUUCACGCAGCUUCUUCUUCCAUCCUUGAAAGCCACUGCGGAAGUCACCAGCCCCGGAGCUGUUCGUAUUGUUUGGACCAGCUCUCAGUAUGUGGAUCUUCAAUCUCCAGAGGGUGGGCUGAUAAUGUCAGAGGUGACAACUCCAACAAAAGACAAGGCAAAAAACUACGGCACAUCAAAACUAGGCAAUUGGUUUUUGGGCAGCGAAAUGGCGCGGGAGGUCGGUCAGUAUGGUAUUGUCAGCAUAACGCAAAAUCCAGGCAACGUAAAGACAAACUUGAUGAGGCAUGCGAAGUGGAUGUACUAUGCUGCUUAUCCACUCCUGCACAAGGCAAAGAUGGGUGCGCUUACAGAGCUUUUUGCUGGGCUGUCUCUGGAUAUUUCGAUGGAGCAGAAUGGAGGGUAUGUGAUUCCUUGGGGGCGGAUUCAUGAAACCCCUCGCAAAGAUCUGUUCGUAUCAUUGAAAACUGUGGACGAAGGUGGUAAUGGGAGGGCCAAGGAAUUCUGGGAUUGGUGUGAAGAACAAAUUGCGAAAUACAAGUAA